AUGCGUGCUUGGACUUUCAGCAGCGGCGGUAUGCCAGAGAAAGUCUUGUCAUUCAACCCGUCCCUUCCUGCACCCGCAGCCCCAAAGGGCUCGGAUGUCCUGAUCAAAAUAUCUCACGCUUCACUCUCUUCCCCAGGAACAAAUUUGAUGAGGGACAUUCCGUCUCUUUUGAGGAAAAACGCAAUACCAGAACUUGACUUUUCUGGGCGCGUAGUCUCAGCUGGCCCUGAUGUUCCGGCUGAAUUCGCUCCAGGUGCGGCUGUGUUUGGUACUGUUUCUAAAUCGGGCAGUAUCAUUCAUAAUCAGGGAACGCUGGCAGAGUACAUUGUACUGAAUGUCAAUUGUAUCGCCCCCAAGCCGACCAAUAUAACAUUUGCAGAAGCUGCUUGUCUAAGCUGCCUCGGACAAGUGGCGUUGGAAAUGGUCCGUCAAGCUAAAAUUAAAACCGGCGAUCGAGUUCUCGUCAAUGGGGGUAGUGGUGCUGUAGGAUCAGCCGCUAUCCAGCUCUGUAAGGACUUGGGCGCCUUCGUCGUGACAACUUGUUCCACCAAAAACGCCUAUCGGAUGAAGCAGUCUUUGGGAGUAGAUGAGAUUAUUGAUUACGCUCUAGUCAAGUCCAUACCUGCUGCCCUUGAGAAGUCCUACAGCGCGAGCCAAUUUGAUGCAAUCCUGGACACGGUAGGCUCGAGAGAGUUGUUUCUGCGAUGCCCAAAGUAUCUCAAGCCUGAGGGCGUGUUCAUCAACGUCGGUGACGGCAGCGAAGGUCGGCUUAGUCUAAUUCUACACACACUUCAAAAUGUGUUGCAGCCGAGUAUCUUGGGUGGCGUGCCGAGGCGAUAUAUGACAUUCAGCGCGCCGUUGAAUGGGCAAAAUGCAGCAUAUCUUGGAAACUUGGCUUCGAAUGGCAAGAUUAUGGUGUUCAUUGACUCGACAUUCCCGUUAGAAGACGCCAUUAGCGGAUACAACCGCUACCAGAGCGGUCAAGCUCAAGGCAGAGUUGUCAUCGACAUAGCGAAUAUGGAUACACAAGAUCAGUAA
This is a messenger RNA of Trichoderma breve, 1038 nucleotides long. Its product is annotated as zinc-binding dehydrogenase domain-containing protein. Gene Ontology annotation, cellular component: mitochondrion. NCBI's taxonomy places the organism in Eukaryota, Fungi, Ascomycota, Sordariomycetes, Hypocreales, Hypocreaceae. Gene Ontology annotation, molecular function: oxidoreductase activity. Bases 1 to 1038 code for a protein of 345 amino acids. The record is from RefSeq and is a predicted model, not a curated record. The transcript is spliced from 3 exons.